Syngnathoides biaculeatus (alligator pipefish) is the source of this 1224-nucleotide messenger RNA. RefSeq names its product four and a half LIM domains protein 3-like. Gene Ontology annotation, cellular component: nucleus; stress fiber; Z disc. The record is from RefSeq and is a predicted model, not a curated record. NCBI's taxonomy places the organism in Eukaryota, Metazoa, Chordata, Actinopteri, Syngnathiformes, Syngnathidae. Gene Ontology annotation, biological process: actin cytoskeleton organization. Gene Ontology annotation, molecular function: actin binding; transcription coregulator activity. The transcript is spliced from 6 exons. The coding region runs from base 177 to 1016 and encodes 279 amino acids.
GCGCGUUUCAAGUCAGUGUGUGAAAAACCUGCGCAAGCGAGCCCACGUACACGCACGAUUGGCGUCAUCCGGCGUUUUGGGCCAGCAGCAACGCGCAGACAAAGCGGAAAAGAUCCUGCCCAGAGACGCUCUCUGCAGUCUUCUGAUGUGCAAAGAAAGAAGGUCAGCUUGACAUCAUGAGCGAUCGGUUCGACUGCAAGAACUGCUGCGAGUCCCUGUACGGACGCAAGUACAUCCAAGUGGACGACGACCCCCACUGCAUCCCGUGCUACGACCGCUUGUAUGCCAACACCUGCCAGGAAUGUAAAGAAAUCAUCACUCACAAUGCUAAAGAGCUCUUCUAUAACAACAGAUACUACCACGAUCACUGCUUCCGCUGCAUGCGCUGCGACCGCUCUCUGGCCGACGAGCCCUUCACCAGUCAGGAAGACGCUCUGGUGUGCAGCGAGUGUUACAGCAACGAAUUCUCCUCCAAGUGUGUAGUGUGCGACAAGAAAGUUAUGCCUGGAUCAAAGAUAUUAGAGUACGACGGCUCCACGUGGCACGAGGACUGUUUUGUGUGCCACGGUUGCGAAAAGCCCAUCGGCGGCGAGGCCUUCAUCCCGGACAAAAACAAUUAUUACUGUGUGCCGUGCUAUGAGGGCAGGCUUGCUCCUCGCUGCAGCCACUGCAACAAGCCUCUGACAAAAGGAGGAGUGACCUACAGGGACGAGGUGUGGCACAAAGACUGCUUCCUCUGCACGGGCUGCAAAACACCUCUGGCCGGUCAACCUUUUACCUCGGAGGGGGAAAAACCUUACUGCGUCAAGUGCUUCAGCAGCCUCUAUGCCAAAAAAUGCGCUGGUUGCAACACGGCCAUCACGGGGUUCGGAGAUGGGAAAUACAUUUCUUUCGAGGAGCGACAGUGGCACCAGCCCUGCUUCAAGUGCUCACGAUGCUCCGUGUCGUUGGUUGGCUCCGGCUUCUUUCCGGACCGGGACCAGAUUCUGUGUACGGACUGCAACAAUGACGACUGACUGAAGCGCAAAACUUUCCAAACCUCAGCGGUGAUACUGCAAAUGCGCCCACCAGUUCACUCCGAGCUUAUCCAACUCAUGUAGCCACGGUGGGGGUCAUUGUUUUGUAUGAAAUCAUCAAAAAUAAUCCUGUUGGUCUAUGUUAUUUUUUGUUAAUUCUAAUAAAUUUUCGCACCAUGUUACAUGAAUAAAAUAUACAUUGGGCAUA